Cololabis saira (Pacific saury) is the source of this 1203-nucleotide messenger RNA. RefSeq lists its product as uncharacterized. Gene Ontology annotation, biological process: regulation of cell differentiation. Gene Ontology annotation, cellular component: membrane. Bases 184 to 999 code for a protein of 271 amino acids. The record is from RefSeq and is a predicted model, not a curated record. The transcript has 5 exons. Lineage: Eukaryota; Metazoa; Chordata; Actinopteri; Beloniformes; Belonidae.
GACGACUCAGAGUGUCCGCUGGCAGAGAGGAGAAAUCAUCACCUCUUUACGAGUUCAGUGACCUCUUCCAGGAUGCAGAUGUUUCCUCAACAACGCCAGCGGAGUCUGUGCAGGAUGCAGACCGCUGGUAACCCCGGAAACUGAUGGACAAGGCUGCAGGGCCACCGGCUCAAAGGGGGCUUCAUGUUCAAGCAGUGGAAGGACAAGUACCUGGUCCUGACGAUGGAGGGGAGCCUGCUGGUGUGCCGGGACAUUGAGUCCCCUCCGGAUCAGGUGGUGGCGCUACAAACCAACUGCGAGGUGAUCGCCGAGGGUCGAGAAAUCCUGGACCUGCCCAAGCUGCCUCCGGGGGGGAGGAGGGAUUGCUGCUUUGCCCUCAUCCUGCGGCAGAACAAGUUCCUCCUGCUCCUGGCGGACAAUCCCGAUGAGUGCAGUCUUUGGCUGAAGCUGAUCAGGAAGGUGAGAGAGGGCGUCAUGUCGCCCCAGACGCUUCAGAGAGAGCGCAGCGUCACUCCCUGCAUCACAGACAGAGACCCGCUGCCCGACACGUCCAGCGAACCCGGUUCCCCCCGGAUUGGCGAGGGCACCCCACCUCUGUCUCGAGUCACUGAGAGGGGGGGCUCAUUCAGAGGCCCGAACCAAGCCUGUGGGGCGAGGCGGGCUCAGCGCAGUGCUUCUGUGGCACCACCUCACCGAGUGUCAGACUGUCUUCGCCAUGGCAACAGCAGUGACGCCCGGGCAGUGCGGGCGGUGUGCCUGCUGAUGGGAGGGCCGGCGGCCUCGUCCGCUCUGACUUACAUCAGCUCCUGCUCCCCGUCCUCGCCGCUCACCGCCAGGGCCCCGGAGAUCACCCACGGCGCGGGGGGCUUCUCCGAGCUCCCUGCCGGCGGCGCCUUCCACGCCUGCAGCCAGGACGUCGACUCUCCUCACUUCAACAGCUUCGACUUUGAAGGGGACUCCGACUUUGAUGCAUUUGACUGUGGAGGAUUUGCCUUUUAAUGGCGACUAGCACCAGAGAGAAACUGUUCGGAAGACCUUUCAUCCCCAACACCCAGUCCCAGUUUUAUUUUUCCUUUGUAAUAUGUCACUGUAAACAGUAAUCCAUUAAUGGCUUAUUUAUUAUGAAUUUGAAAUGAAAUAUGGUUUCUUGUGUGAAAGAUUUCAUGUUGCAUGACCACCCCCACCCCCCACCACCACAGAACA